Messenger RNA from Populus nigra (black poplar), 931 nucleotides. RefSeq lists its product as uncharacterized. The transcript is spliced from 4 exons. The record is from RefSeq and is a predicted model, not a curated record. Lineage: Eukaryota; Viridiplantae; Streptophyta; Magnoliopsida; Malpighiales; Salicaceae. The coding region runs from base 253 to 729 and encodes 158 amino acids.
GUCUUGUCUUUGCUUUUUUUGAAAUCUUUUCAACAGGAAGCAAGUAGUCUUGGGGAGCAUUUUGGGACAUUUGCUCUUGCUUUCUCAGGAAUGUAGUGAAAAGGAAGCAAGUUUGAUCGUGGAGGUUUGAAGCAAAAGCAAGAGACCAACACGAGGAGAGAUGAUACAAAAGAAUGUUAAGCAUUUUAGAGUUUUGUGGAACUUCGCUGCCAAACAUAGAAACUCUAGAGUAGUUUGAGUCUGUGGUGAAAGAUGAAAAACAUGGGAAGUAAUAUUGGCGGCAGUGGGAGGCUAUCGACAGAAGAGAUCAAUGAAGAAGAGGAGAUUCCAAGGCUGGACAUAUCCAAGUUUCAAGCUAGAGAGGAAGAGAUUGAGAGAAAGAAGAUGGAGGUGAGGGAGAAAGUCGAACUUCAAUUAGGCCGUGCCGAAGAAGAAACAAGACGCUUGACACACAUUUGGGAAGAACUUGAAGUGCUGGCUGACCCUUUGAGAAAAGACGUUGCAAUUACACGUAAGAAGAUUGAUAUGGCAAAUAAAGAGUUGAAACCUCUAGGCCAGAGCUGCCAGAAGAAGGAGAAAGAAUACAAAGAAGCCCUGGAAGCAUUCAACGAAAAGAACAGAGAAAAGGCUCAGCUAGUAGCCACAUUAAUGGAGCUGCUGACUGAGAGUGAAAAACAGAGGAUGAAGAAGCUGGAAGAGCUGAACAAGAUCAUGGAGUCCAUACGCUGAGAUAUCUCUGCCUUGUAUAAUCAAGCUCUCUGAUAUUGUGUUAAACUCAAUAAACUUUUUUUUUUGGGGGAACAUUAUUCAUUCAAUAAUGUUGUGUCUCUUUAUUGAAUUUAACUUGGUUCAUGUUAAUGGCCGAAAACAAUCCCUGUGCUAAAAUCAUGUAGGCAUGAUUUCUUCUCAUAAUGUGAUUAUUUUUUCUCAA